CAACUUUAUGUCUCAUGAAAAGUGCCUCAAGCAUGUGAAGAUACCAUGCUCGUGUGUUGCGUCAAGUCUCGUAAGGAUUCCAGUUGCACAUUGUUUUGGACCUCCGGGACAUUACAAAAGAAAGUUUUGCACCGUGUGCAGAAAGCAGUUAGAGUCCCUUGCAUUUCGAUGUGAAGUGUGUGAACUACACGUGCAUACAGAUUGUCUCCCGUUUGCUUGCAGCGAUUGUCGUCAGUGCCACCAAGAUGGGCAUCAGGAUCAUGACACAUACCAUCAUCACUGGAGGGAGGGAAAUCUCUCGUCCAGUGCUCGCUGUGAGGUCUGCAAGAAAACCUGUGGCUCGUCGGAGGUGCUGUCUGGCAUGAGGUGUGAGUGGUGUGGCAUUCUGGCUCAUGCUUCUUGCUACAUUAUUGUACCACCAGAAUGUACUUUUGGACGAUUAAGGAAUAUGAUUCUUCCGCCGAAUUGUGUGCGGUUAGUUUCUCGCAAUUUCAGCAAAAUGCACUGUUUUCGAAUAUCAGAGAGCCUGCAAACAGAACCAGAUGAAGAUGAGGAUGUUGAUGGCUUAACACAAGGGUCAGUGAAAGAUGCCCAAAUUUCAACAGAUUCCAGUAAACAAACAUUAAAGAUAUUUGAUGGGAAUGAUGCAGUAAAACGCAAUCAAUUUCGACUGAUUUCCGUUCCAAGGAUUGCAAAAAGUGAGGAGGUUGUGGAGGCAGCGCUGAGGGCAUACUACGUAAAUGAUGAUCAGCAGCACUAUGAGCUCCAGACAUUUUCUCAGCAGACCUUGUUUUCUGAUGACAUCAUCAACAGGAAUGAUGCCACUGAAGAAACCAACCCAGGUCCAGUGUUCAGAGAGGCGGUUCCCGAAGCUUGGAUCAUCAGAGCCAAAUCUAAGGAUCACGAAGUAAUAAGAAUUUAUCCCGGUUGGCUGAAGGUGGGAAUGGCGUAUAUCUCUCUACGAAUAGAUAAGGAAAGCACCACCCAGACAGUAAUUAAAGAAGUUCUCCGGCUAUUAGGACGGCAGUCGGAAUGCCUCCAGAAUUUCAAACUUCUAGAAGUUCUUAUGGCCAGUAAGCAAGUUCAGCGAAUGGUGCUGGAUGACCAGGAGAUGAUCCUGAGCAGACUUAGGGACAUAAGAAAGACUUCAAUACGUCAGAUGAAUCAGACAAGAUUUUACAUUGUAGAAAAUAAUAAAUCUGUCGUGCGGGUAAAUUUGUUUGUGGGUGGCUUGCCACCUCAGCUCUCUGCUGAAGAAUACACUAACAUCCUCAAGGAUGACUUAGCUAUCAAAACAAAUCUGCUUUCUUUGAGUCAUGUUUACUCAGUGCAAGGUGCUGUUGUACUUGAAAUGUCUUGUUUUUCUGAAGCUGAAAGAAUAUAUAUGGUAGCUAAAGAUACAACGGUCAAUGACAAACAACUUACUGCUGCUGUGAUUCCUGAAGUUCUGCAUACCAAGCUACCACAGAACUGCUGUCCACUACUUGUGUUUGUGAAUCCCAAAAGUGGAGGUUUGAAAGGCCGAGAUCUACUCUACAGUUUUAGAAAACUGCUAAAUCCUCAUCAGGUCUUUGAACUCACUAAUGGAGGUCCACUGCCUGGAUUUCAUACAUUCUCUCAAGUUCCCUAUUUCCGAGUGCUGGUGUGCGGUGGAGACGGCACAGUUGGUUGGGUCCUUGGUGCGCUGGAGGAAAUCAGACACAUGCUCGUCUGUUCAGAGCCCUCUGUAGCCAUCUUACCUUUAGGAACAGGUAACGAUUUAGGGAGGGUGCUUCGCUGGGGAGCUGGCUAUAGUGGGGAAGAUCCCUACUCUAUUCUGAUAUCUGUAGAUGAAGCUGAUGAUGUACUGAUGGAUCGUUGGACCAUCCUUUUAGAUGCUCAGGAGGCUGUUGAAAGUGCAGAGAAUGGUAUUUUGGAACCUGAUCCUCCAAAGAUUGUACAAAUGAACAACUAUUGUGGCCUUGGAAUUGAUGCAGAAUUGAGCUUGGGCUUUCACCAUGCUAGAGAAGAAGAACCAGGCAAAUUUAAUAGCAGGUUUCACAACAAAGGAGUCUAUGUAAAAGUUGGACUGCAGAGGAUAAAUCACACCAGAAACCUUCACAAAGAGAUAAAACUUCAAGUGGACCAGCAUGAAGUUGAGUUACCAAGUAUCGAGGGACUCAUUUUCAUUAAUAUCCCCAGUUGGGGGUCUGGAGCUGAUCUCUGGGGAUCUGACCACGAUAAUCGAUUUGAGAAACCAAGAAUCGAUGAUGGCUUACUGGAAGUCGUGGGGGUGACCGGUGUUGUGCACAUGGGCCAAGUACAGAGCGGUCUGCGAUCAGGGAUCCGCAUAGCCCAAGGAGCUUACUUCCGUGUGACGCUUCUGAAACCAACACCCGUUCAAGUAGACGGGGAGCCCUGGAUCCAGCCGCCAGGCCAGAUGAUCAUUUCGGUUGCAGGACCGAAGGUCCACAUGUUGAAAAAAUCCAAACAGAAGCAGAAAAAAACUGGAAGCUUGAAAGAGACCAGAACAGAUAGUGUAUCAAUCACUGAAGUGGGACACUGAAUUGAGCGGACCUUUACAGAACAAAAGCAACCCAGCUACUGUAGAUGAAAGGAGCCUGCACUGUACGGCUUUGUGCAGGGGGUUGGUAAAGAAGGGUUCCGAAUGAGCCUGCCCUUUAUUCCAUUGUAUAGUACUGUGUUCUGCUUAUUUUGUUAAAUGAUUGUGCCUCAUUAGGUGGCUGACGCACACCUACUCAUAUACCACUAAUUUCAUUCGAAAUGUUUGCCUUUGGUAGCCUUCCCUAAACCAUUGCCCAGUUUUUGGUUUGUACCAGUAGAUAACACAGAUCUACCCUACGGAGCUCUUCACACUUGGUUUUGCAAAAUUUUCAUUUUGUUAAGAAAUUUCUAGCCUCUUUCUUACAUAAUCUUCCAUAGACAACUCAUCGCAAGGUUCUGUUAAACUAACCCUGAACAACAGUCUUCCAACAAACAGAACUGUAGUUGUUGCAUCUCUUUGCUGUUGUGCUGUGACCUUCUUGGGCAAGGCCAAACACCACAAUCUGAGGCGUCGCUGUUUGAGACCAUGUUACUCGAGAUGAAUAACCGUAAUGAUAAUGAUCCCAACGUGAAGAGCGCCGUGUACAGAGGAGAAAAAUGGCGCUGAAACGCUCAAGUCAAAAUGGCUAAGACAGUAUCGUUUCAAGGUGGUUUACUUGGACAAAGUGGAUGGGGACAAAAAUAUGUUUUAAACAGUUAUGAAAUGGUCUAGCCUCUUCCAGUCAUCAAACACAUCAAACAGUUCAGCAGCUAUCUCUUAACUAAAUGGAGGCAAAGUUUACCUCAGUAAUAUAUGUAGACAACAAACUUCUUGGGCUCUUAUUUUUCUCCCCUGCUGGGUGUUCUACCUUUGGUGACUCCAUACUCCUCCACAGGUCCUCAUCUGUCUUGUUUCAAAUUAAUUUUCUAAAAAAAAAGCCCUAUGUGUAAAUGUAUUUUGACUAUGACUUCCAUACAAGCUCCAGAGAGUAGAAGAAUGGGUACUAAUUCUGGCAAAAAGCUGCUGAAAAUGACUAUUUCAUUGACUAUCAGUUCACUAAGGCUGCCUCUCUACAAGGGGUGCGAUUCCCCGCCUACGCUAGCUCGAUGAAAGCUAGCGUGAGUAUACGUAGUAGUGGAGGCGUAUCUAAACUUUACCACGUACAAACCAGCCUGAAAUCGGCGGGCACAUGCUCGGCACAGCUAAGCUACGUCUCUGCUGCCCGUGCUGCCAUGGCUACACCACUAUUUGUAUCUGCACUGGCUCUCAUUGAGCUACCGUGAGAUGUGUACGCGAGCAGCGGAUUCACGCCCCUGGCUUGGAGUGUAGACGUAGCCCACGAUAUGUGAACGUAGAGGCAGGCUAACGAAAAUACACAAUAGUUUAAUUCUUUGAGUUUUUUCGGAGGCAUAGUGUGUGUGCAGUAAGACUGUAUGUCUGGCAACAUGUAUGUCAUGUGCUGUAGAAAAUGCUGUGGCUUCAGAUGACUGAGUAUUUAGCAGUAAAGUAACGAACGGCCUAACAGCAUUCCCGCAACUGUUUAGCCACGGUUCUUUCUUGCAGGCUGCCAAUGUAGGGUAGCAUUUGGGGCAUGGAGAAGGGGGGUAGGCCCAGAUUCUCAAUGCUAUUUAGGUACCUAACGCGCAUUGAUUUCAUUGGAAGUGGAGCCUGAACACAUUUGAGGAUCUGGGCCAUAGUGACUGUAUUGUAAUGUAGCUGGACCAGUGUAUGUUGUAAGCCCAGGCUAGGGCAUGACCAUCCUCCCAGAAAGGUGAUCUGACUGCUUGUCCACCUGCUGCAGACUGAUGGGUCAGGGUGUUUGAGAAUGCUGCCCAGCCCCGGGGCUAAUGUGCUGAAGGUCUGGUAGAACGCUACAUCUGUUGUCCGCAGCCAUUCCCGCAUGGGCCUUUCUAAACACCCCUUCUCUUUGCAUCCCUCUCAGCUCACCAUGGUUCUCUGGUGAUCUAAGUCAGGUGGAAAUGAAUGGGCUCAAAUAGCAAUGUGAAAAGAUGUAGAACCAUUGUGGUGGAAGGAAUUUGUACAGUCCUACCCCACCCAGGGAAAGGGGACUAAGAUCUUUCAGUGUUGUGUCUGGUAAGUCUUGACCAAUGGAACUGCUCCCAGCUAUGUCCUCGUGAACCAGAGUCCUAUUAGCAGGCGACUAGGCGCACUUACCCUUGGCUGUAGAAAGAACUGAUGAAAUACAUGACAGCCACCUCUGCUCGGGGGGCAGCAAAUCAGAGAAAAACGGUGACCGCAUUGGUAGCGUGGCUCAGUCACUCAAGCAGAGGCUCUGAAAAGACUCUUAACGUCGCUGCUUGUGGAAUGGCCCGUCGAAGCCAGGUCCCACGUGAGGGCCACCUCCAGGAUGGCAUUCUGUCGACCGUAAAACGUGAAAAAGCCCAGCCUUUGUUUAGCAAGCAAUUGAUGCCGGUGUUCUUGCCAGCCAUCCCCUUUUCACGGUCUCCUCAGCAAGUGGUGGCAAGUCGACACCUGCCGCGGUUGUUUUCUACCAGUGUUAUAGACACCUUCUAGUCAUGCUUCGGACGUAGCUAAGGUGUGGCAGCGGCUUUGAUAAUCAGCUUAUUGCCACGGACGGAGCUGAAACUUCAGUGCAAAUGCGGCUUGAUCUAACAACAGUUUCUACCAUCCGUCAUCAAGAGAUGUUUUUUACUCACUUAUGGGACAGCUGCUCCUCUUCCCCAUGUGUCCUUACCGUAAGAGCGCUACAGGACGCCAUCCCCUCUUAUUCAACAUCAGAACAAGAUCUCUGUUGAGAGUGAGAUAUCUGCAUGCUGAUGGUGCAGAUCUUUCAUGUGCAUCUUCCCUCUUCAAACAUAGCAUCAGCUCCACUUCGGUGCUUGGAAAUUGGUACGUGCAUGAAAAGCAAGCAGCUUGAGUGUGGGCACUUCUGCUGAUAGUGGGAGGAGGAAAGCAUUGUAUUUCAAGCUGUCUGCUCUCGCAGGGUGAAGUCAACGGACUAAGGAAAUACAUCACUGCUCAUGGGCAUCCAAGGCACAACAGUGGCCAGGAAAGCUGCUUUUAAACUUUACGUAGUUAAGAGAUUUGAUUCUGUUCUCUCUGAUGCGGCCUAGCCAUGGAGAUGAAUGUUUUUGUCAUCUGCAGACUCUAUCUGAGGUGACUGCAAAGAGCAUGCAGAAACGGAAGCCUCUCUCCUCCACGGACCUCACCAGAGAGCCCAUCUCACCAGUGCGCCAUUCCUACGCUGGCUCCAAUUGACACUCCGGAUCUGUUUCAUGCUGCUAGUCCUGACCUUCACAGAUCAUAAGGUGCUCAGUCCUGUCUCUCUCCCCCGCUGCCCCAUUGCCGUGGCUGUUAUCUGAAAUAGUGUGGUUCACAAUCCCGAAGGUGAAACUCUUUGGACAGCAUAUUUUAAGUGGAAGACGUUUUGGCUGUGGAAUUGCCUGCCAUCUGAUUGGUAUAAACGCCAGACUCUGUCCACACUUAGAGCACAGUGCAAGAUCCAUCUCUUUGUGCAUACCUCCCAUAGUCUGGUGCAAUAGUGCUUUCCUGGCAGGCAGCCACCAGAGAGGACACUGAUAGGGAUAGAAGAAGUGGUGAGAAGCUUCGGACCCUUGCUCAUGCAGAAAUGAAGUCUGAUGUAUGUGGUAUCUAGACAGUUUGGUGAUUGGCUCGUUGGAAAUGAAAAUAGAUACAGAUUUUUAAAGCUUAAUGUUUAUGGCCUUUCUGUCUCUUAGUCUGGUUCUGAAAUAUCUUCUGUAUGUUUUCAAGACGCAACAGAUUUUUGGGCAAGUGGGAUGGAAAAGUGAAUAUACACAGAAUAAGCAAACCAAUUGAAAAACGGAGACGAAUUCUCUGAGGAACUAUUUUUAAGCUGUUUCAAUUUCAGGUAUUUAAAAAGGCUCAGAUGCUUAGGGAAUUGUAGCGCUAUAGUUUUGUUUUUAUCAAAAUUACACUUGCUGUGGGUGGGGAUAGGGUUAAUCACAUACAGUCUUUGCAUUCAUAUUAAUUACUCGGAGGCUUCCCUGCAGAAAGGUGGCGUUGCUUAUAAGUUACGUUAAACAUGUGUAACAGCUGAUAAUUAGGUUUUAUGUAAAUCCAGUGAGAUAAUGCAAUAUAAUUACAUUUUGACGGUCUAAUGCAUGGUUCAUACCAUUAUCAGCUCUGAGUGGAGAAUGCUGUAAAACGUGAUAAUUAUAUAAACUUACCGUGGUCCCUCGGCCAGUGCUUAAAAUAGCAUUAACAAAUUUGGAGCUAGAGUGGUUUAGAAAAUGUGGCGCAGAGAGCUCAGAAACGAUAUUGGGAGGGAGGCUGAAUCCUGGGGAGGCUGGGCCGUGCUUAUGGGUGGUCCUUGUGGGCUCAUAGGGAGACGUAUACUGUGCUGUAGGCCCCUGUCUGAUUACAGCCUCAGGGCACACUUGUAUUGCCUGUCCGCUUCCUGCUUGGAACGUUGCAUUUGGCCGCUAUUUCCUGGCUUUCCAUCCCUUGUCAGUAGGGGAGGAGAAGGGGGUCACUAAAAGUGCUAUUCAGUAUCUCAGCUUUCCAACCCAGAUCCAAUGCAUGUUUAAGGUAUACAGUCCUAGAUACGUAUGUUAUUGAAUAGUACAGGGUAAGGACAAAAUGUCUGCUCUGAGUUUUAGCCAUAACUUCACAAUUUCUGGCUUUUAUGGUUGUAACUUAUUCCCUCAAUGUUAUUCCGACACUUAUGGUUUGGUUUAGGGUAGUGUAAGCUUCUACUUAGUGAUGCUUAAUCUAAGUUGAUCUUCGUGAACUCAGUGACUCAUUUUGCCAAAAAACGAUUAAGUUGUCUGGGCGAGUUGAACAUCUGGUCACAGUAUAUCCUCGUGUGGAUUUAGCUGGGUGACUAGGUUCUGAUGUCAUUUGCUUCUGAUCCUUAUUGAUAACACACAAGUGGUCUGAGCCCCUUCUUGCCGGUCUGUGAGAGACACCGUCAUCAAGAUUCCCAACACAAACCUCAUGGAUCUAAGGAACCUGUUUUUUUCAACAAGAUUCACUGGUUAUAAAAUCCAGCAAUGAGUUUAGAAUUCAGCAUCAGCAUAUAUUUUAGCUUUACCUCUGUAUAUCUUCCUGUAGAUUUUAAUCAGGCCCUGGAUAUUAAACUAAACCACAACUCUUCCUCUGUAAUACAUUUAAUAAAAAUCUAGGAAAACCUCUUAGUAGUCACAAGACUGUAAAUAAUGAAUGAAACUCUUAUGAAUGGAUAUUUAUUUCCUUCAUAUCCUAUACAAGCUUAUUGUGUAAGUGGCAUUUUUUAAGAGUACCUUAUCUACUCAAUCCAGAUCCUAACUAUUGGAUGAACGUUUGGAUGGAUGUGUUUAUGCAUGUAUGUUGUUUACCCAGUCGCCCAGCCUAUUGUUGUGUAAGUACAGUCAUUGCUAAACAUUGCCUAAUGUCAAACAAAAUUAAACCAUUGUAGCAAAUGUAUAUACCUGGGGUAAAUUGUUGAAAAUGGUAAGGUUUAACAACGAUAAAGCUAUAGCAGUGCAAAUGCUUUAAAACGUACCAUAGCAUUGCCUGAUACUUUGUGUAUUUUGUGCAGUCUGUUUAUCGUUCAGCUGAAUAUUUCUUUGAAAAGUGCAGUAUUGCGACCUGGAAAUAGACGUUUUUUCAAUCUACAACACAGGCUGCUUUCCCACCGCCGCCACAGUGACUGUGUGCCUCUGCCAUCCUCCGCUGGCGCCACCUUCAUGUCCUUUGUUCUCAGCCCUUCUGCUGAAACUGAUGACUAAUUAGUGCCAAUUCUGAUGGUGCGGUUUGAUCUGAACGCUUGUCCACUAGCAGCGGGUCUGAGACCACCCAUUCAUUUCCACGUACGUCCUUCAACAGCCACGAAAUGCAAAGAUCUUCAGUUACUACUGACCUGGCUCAGAUUCAGAUUGGGAACUUUGGCUCGUUUUCAAACCUAGAUCCCAGAUUGUGGGGGUUUCCAUUAUUUUCCAGACAUUUUGCACUUAACAACUAAAUGCAGAACAGACGUUGUUUAGCGUAUGGCAGAACUGCCUUUUUGUGUUUGUAGUGUAAAUAAGGAAAACCUUUUUGCAGACUUAAGAUGCACUUUCAGGUUAAAAUACAAAGAAGUCUGUAGAAUGCCAUUUAAAAUGCUAGUUAUUCUUGUAAUUGUAACAUUCCCUAGCAUCCAUUUCAGUGAAAUUACUGUACUCUCGUUUAGUGCCCCAUUAGGGAAGGAGAGGAGAUUGUAACGUUUUUGCAAUACAUAUUUAUAUCUAACUGACUGAAAGUUCAUUUAAACUUUAAACCAUUAUAAAUUGGCUGCUAUUCUAUGAAUUAGGUUUAAUAGACUAAUUUUUAUAAUGCAUGAGAUUCAUUUUAAAUUUAUUUAUAAUGUUAACAGGUAGUUAAUUUGACACACGGGAUGUGUGAUAAGAAGUCCAACUGAAAAGGCCUUCACGUCUUUGACCUCUCUGUGCAUUUGCACUGACCAAUGUAAAGGCAUUACAUGGAAUGCAGUGGUUUGAACACAACUUCUUAAAAUGGUUUCUAAAUGUAUGAUUAGACCAGCAGUUCCAAUGUUUACAGAUUGGUGACUAUUGAUUGUAUGCACUCUGGUUCGCUUUUGACACAGUGCACUGUUUUACAUUUUGGAACUAUUGUUUUUACUUCCCGUGCCCAGGAGUGGAAUCGUUGCCUUUUUAGUUUGGGCUCGUAAGUAACCCUUCGGAAAUAUGUAAGCGUGGAUUUUCACUUUUCUGCUAUGAACUGAUAGAACCGACUCUGUGCUGAUAAAAGUAUUAGAUUGAACAUUUCUUCCGAAAGGACCAGUUUAUUUUUGAUAAUGUAUAAAAUGGUUUUAUAAACAAUUAAGUGGUGUUGAAAAAGUUGGUCUGAGCUCUUGAAACAAGUGUAUAUCAUGAUUUAAAAAUGUAUUUCAAAGCAGAUAAGCAUUUUUUCUUUAUAGCGCAGUGAAAUGAUCCUUUCACUGUUAGUUCUGUUCUGUGUUUAGCAACACCUUUGUAACGUGUUUCAGACAUAAUGCACUUAGCUUAUCUAUUAAGAGAACACUUAUUCUCAGAAGAUGUGGCUUCAUUUAUCUUCAAUUUAUGCCAUAUUGUGCUAAUCACCUUGACCUUUUACGCUUCUCUUGUAGCAAUUCACAAUAUAAAUACCUGUUUAAGAGGCUUAACUUUCCAUCUCUGAAUUCCUACAGAUGAAAGGACAAAAAUUCCUCAUUUGGGCACAAAAUUGUGACAAUUUUGGUUAUUACCCUGUCUGCCUAAAGUGAAUGUGCCAUGCAGCCAUCCUGUGCGUCCAAAGGCAGCUGUCUCUUGGGCCAAAUAUACACCAGUAAGGGAUGCAGAAUCCUGGAUCGGGGAAAUGCCGCUCUGGUGAUUGCUCUCCUCCCUUUAUGCUUUUAAAUUUGCCAAAUAGGGAGUAGCAAGAGGUGCCUAAGAAAUUAGUCAGUAUUAAAAGUGAGCAAAUACAGGUGCUUGAAAAACCUAAACCUAACUCCUUGAAAGCAAAAUCCUGCGAGGUCUGUGUCAUAGAAGUAGUUGGCUCGUUUCCGCUUUUCAAAAGUGCAAAGAGAAAAUUUUAAAUCGGAAAUGGCUGAGAGACAAACAGUAAGCUACCUUGGUGAAGCUGUAGAUUGAGAUGAAGGGCGAGGGCGGGGGCGGGAGGCAGGAUUUGAUACCUUGAUAUCAAAAUCAGAGAAGCACAGAUUGUUUUGUUAGCCAUAGAAAAGUUUGAUUAUCCUCCUGUACGCAAAAGUUCUAUUAUGUGGUAAAUUAUCAUUACCUGAGUAAUUGUGUUAUUUUCCAUUGCCACCUAGUCCAAGCAGCCGAUUUCACAGGACUAGCUCUUUAAAUAAGUUGAACACGUUUUUUAAAAACAAGGUACUUCAUGAUGUCUUACGGAAUUUCUUGUGAAUGUUGUCACAUGUUGGGCCACGUGGAUUACACCGACAAGCUAAGCUAAACUGACCAUUGAAUAGUUCGGCUAGUGUGCAGUGCUGAUUCUUUGUGCUUCUACCUGAUAAUUCUUCGAAACAGUUUGUUGACAGUGUAGCUAUUAAUGUGGUUGAAUUCUAUUUGUGUUGUGUGCCUCAAACUAAUAAAGCAUAUCACACAUCUUUACUUGUGGUUUGAUCUUAAAAAAGGGUUUUCAUGCUAUAACUAGUUUCUAGUUUUCUGACUUGCAGACCACUGUGCUGGUAAUCUCUAUGAAUUAAUGUUCCUAAAAUGUAGUAACUAAAAAACAAAAAAAAAGGUGGACUUUUCUUUUAUAUUUAAACAUCAGUUUGUCCUCAGAUUAUGUUCUUAGAAUAAUUCUGUAUAUAUUUUGCAAUAUGGUUUUGUGUGUAAUUUUGACUGUACAUUUUGCACUGAUUGAAAUUCUGUAUUCUAAGUAUAAUUUGUGAGUACCAGAGAUCUAUAACUAGAAUUUAUGUCUGUGACAAAUAUAAUUGGUAAUUUCUGAUACA
This is a messenger RNA of Trachemys scripta elegans, 10964 nucleotides long. RefSeq names its product diacylglycerol kinase theta (gene DGKQ). The transcript has 22 exons. The record is from RefSeq and is a predicted model, not a curated record. Lineage: Eukaryota; Metazoa; Chordata; Testudines; Emydidae. Gene Ontology annotation, molecular function: ATP-dependent diacylglycerol kinase activity. The coding region runs from base 8 to 2545 and encodes 845 amino acids. Gene Ontology annotation, biological process: lipid phosphorylation; intracellular signal transduction; diacylglycerol metabolic process.